Molecule: messenger RNA, 3310 nt
Organism: Musa acuminata subsp. malaccensis (wild Malaysian banana)
Lineage: Eukaryota; Viridiplantae; Streptophyta; Magnoliopsida; Zingiberales; Musaceae
Product: protein SMAX1-LIKE 4-like
Molecular function (GO): ATP hydrolysis activity; ATP binding
Source: RefSeq, a predicted model, not a curated record
UCUGCUAGCAACUCAACUCUAAUAUCCACAAAGUAGUAGUAGUAGAAGGAGAAGAAGAGAAAGAGAGAGCAAGCAUUGCAUCUCCAGUUCUAGCUUCCACUGAACCACGGAGAGAGAAACGCUGGGGUUGGUUUAGGUGAGAGAGAAGAAGAAGAAGGGCACCGAGAAGUAGAGGAAGGCAGGCUGUGUUCGAAGUGCAAGGAAGAGGUAAGAAAACAUUGGGGCGGUGGGGGGGUUGGUGUGGGGAGCUAAGUAAUGCGAACAGGAGCUUGCACACUGCAACAGGCCCUCACCGCGGAGGCGGCCUCGGUCCUCAAGCACUCCCUCGGCUUGGCCAGCCGGAGAGGCCAUGCCCAGGUCACCCCUCUCCAUGUCGCUGCCACGCUUCUGAGCUCCUCUUCUUCUGCCUCCUCCAGUCUCCUCAGAAGAGCUUGCCUCAGGUCCCACCCUCACCAUCCCGCCUCCCACCCCCUCCGCUGCAGAGCGCUUGAGCUCUGCCUCAAUGUGGCCCUCAACAGGCUCCCCACCGCUCCUUCCCCGCCCUCCUCCGGCCUCUCCAAUGCUCUCAUUGCAGCCCUCAAGAGAGCGCAGGCCCACCAGAGGAGGGGCUGCGUUGAGCUCCAACAGCAACAGCAGCAGCCUCUCUUGGCCAUCAAGGUGGAGCUGGAGCAGCUCAUCAUCUCCAUCUUGGACGACCCGAGUGUGAGCAGGGUGAUGAGGGAAGCUGGCUUCUCCAGUACCUGUGUUAAGAACAACUUGGAGGAGGAGAGCUCCGUUUUGGGCCAGUCCACUCCGUUCUUGCUCGAGCCACACAAAGAUAUCAUCGGCCAUGGAAGUAGCUUCUGGAAGAGCCCAUUGUAUAAGCUGUCUUCUCAGCAAAGCCCACCGGUUCCAGCUCAGUCCUCCCAAAAGGAGGAUUUGAGCGCGGUAAUGGAGGUGAUGCUGAGAAAACAAGGGAGGAGGACCAACACUGUAGUGGUGGGGGACUCGGUUGCCAUGACAGAGGGGGUUGUAACUGAGCUCAUGGCGAAGGUGGAGAGAGGAGAUGUCCCCGAUGAGCUCAAGUCUGCUGAUAUCAUAAAACUUCACCUCUCCUACGUUCACCUCAGGCUCAUGAGGAAGAGUGAUGUCGACCUGGAGGUCUCUGACCUCAGGAAAAAGAUUAGUUCCAUGGCAUCAGAUGAAGUAGGUAGGAAUGUCAUCAUCUAUGCAGGGAAUUUGAGAUGGGCAGUUGAUGAGGAAACAAAGGAUGGAUGUGGAUUUAGGCCAGUGGAGCACAUGGUUGCAGAGCUGGGAAGGUUGCUCUGUGAGUUCAGGAGCAGCAUCAGCCAUGUCGGAGGAACCGUGAACAACAAGGUGUGGUUGCUGGCUACUGCAAGCUAUAGCACAUACCUGAGGUGCCAGAUGAGGCAGCCAUCUCUUGAGAAGCAGUGGGCCCUUCAAGCUGUGGUGGUUCCAUCAGGUGGGCUUGCAUUGAGCCUCCGAGCUCCCAGUGGCCCAGACUCAAGGUCUACUAAAGUCAGGGAGUAUCCGCUUCAACUUCUUGGUUCAGAGGUUUUUAGCUCCAAGGAUGGUGAGAAGCUCAUGUGUUGUGAUGAAUGCACCGCCCAUUUUGAGAAAGAAGCUUUGGUUCUCAAGUCAGAGGCCAAAGACACCAACUUUGGCUCAGUACAAUUGCCAUCCUGGCUGCAAAGACAGAGACCAGACAAGCACCACCAGAGCAAGAUCAAUGUCAUUUGUAAAGGAAAUGCCUUGCUGGAAUUGAAAAGGAAAUGGAACAGUCUGUGCCAAAGUCUCCAUCACACUAGACAACGUCAAAGCCAUUUGUAUCCCCCCUUCUUCAGUCAGAGCUCCACUGGCAAGAACAACACCUGCUCUUCAUCGUAUCCAUGGUGGUCUAGCAGCAACCAGAGCAAGAUCAUGAUGCAACCAUAUUCUCUGUCUUUCUCUGAGGCCACUGCAGAACUUGAUGGUGGUUCCCCCUUCAACUCCGUCGAUCUGAGAAAUGGAAUGCGAAGCUGGCAGCAAAAGGAUGAACCAAAGCCAAGGCCUUCAGAAGUCAGCUUGAAUUCCCUCAGAAAGCCAGGAAAUCAGGAUGUUGGAAUCACUCUGUCUCUGUGUAGUGCUGCAGUCUCAGAUUCGGCGACAUCGAACGAGCAGGAAGAAGCAAUGGUAGGCCGACGAGAAUUAACCCAGAAGUUGCAAGACAACAUGCCUUGGCAAUCCGAGAUCAUCCCUGCGAUUGUGGAAGCACUGAGCGAAUGCAGAACAUGCGAAAACAAGGCCCUUCGCCUGCUGUUAUGCGGUAGUGAUGGCAUUUCCAAGAGGAGACUGGCGCGAGUGAUGCUCGAGCAUUUUGGUGGAUCCACGCACAAGCUAAUACACGUCAACAUGAGGAAAGGGGCGAGCGAAACCAGCUCAUGUGGAGAGAUCCUCGGAGAAGCCUUUGAGAAGGAUUCCAAGUUUGUGGUUCUCAUUGAGGACAUCGAUCAAGCAGAUACCGGGUUCCUCAGAUCUCUCGCAGAUGUCCUAAAGGCGGGAGCUUUUGAGAAUUCAUCCGGAGAAGAAGUGUGCUUGGCUGAUUCAAUCUUUGUCAUGACCACAUCACAUUCGGCCGACUGCGAAGACAUCGGCGGGGGAUCCAACGGUGUGAUCAAGAUGAUGUUGCGGGCCGAAGGACGCUCAACCAAGAGCGAUCUCAAAAGGAAGCCCGAAACCGAGUUGCAGGACGAAUCAAAGAGACCUCGAAUAAGGGAUCGCGGCAUUGACCUGAACCUACUUGCUGAGGAGGAGGAGGAAGACAGGGGGUGGUGCUGCAGCGACAGCAAGGAGGAUGAAGACGUCCCGAGCGACCUAACCAGCGAGACCGACGGAGGGAUGCCGCCCCCUCUUCCACCUCAGCUGAUCGACCUAAUGACUGCUCAGUUCACCCUGGAGAGGCCGAGCCUCGCAUCGGAGAAUCUCGCUUCGAAGCUCCGCCGGGCAUUCGACGAGGCGAGGAGCGGCGACGAGGGGACGGGGCAGCUGUCGAUCGAUGGGGCGGCGGUGGAGGAGCUGAUGGCGGCCGCUGGUUCCUUCUCGGAGAGCUUCUUUGAGAGGUGGGUGGGGGAGGUAUUCCAAGCCUCCUUGAGGACGGUCGAAAAGGGCGGGAAUGUGAGACUGAGUGUGGAGGGUAAAGAGGGAAAUGUGGUGGAGUUUGGGUUCAUGGGCUCGGUUCUGCCCGGGAGGAUAGCCGUAGAAUGAAGCACGCGUUUGCCCUCCCUCGCGGUGUAUUGUAUGUAUAUUGGAAUGACCAACAUGCCGCUUUGUA